AUGGAAGAGAUGCAUAGGGCAAGAGACUGGCUUCUAAAGAAUAGAUUAUGGAAAGGGAAAGUAGUAUCAAUAGAUUCAGUGGAGAAACCUGUAGACUCACUUAACCGAGUGAUCGAGCACUUUAAAAAAAGUGAAGUAGAGUGUCUCAUAAGAAUUUUUUACAGCUUGGUGGAAAGAGCUGAUAUAAGACUUGCUAACACUGGACUAGAUCAUAACACAUUUCUAGCCAUCCUGCACAGCAUAUUUGGAAUGACUAAUGAUAUGCUAAUGAAUAGGGUAUUUUUUGCAUUUGACAAAGACAAUGAUAACUACAUAAAUGUGAAAGAGUGUGUUAAAGGAUUAUCAGUGUUUCUUCGAGGGACUUUUGAAGAAAAGCUGAAGUUCUGUUUUGAAGUUUAUUAUUUCAAUGGUGAUGGUUACAUUUCUCGAGAGAAAAUGUUGGACAUGUUGAACAGUCUAUACCAACAGUCACCUGAAGAAGAGACUGAUGAAGGAAUAAACGAGUUGGUGGAUAUAACACUGAAGAAAAUGGAUUAUGACAGCAAUGGCAAGGUAUCUUUUGCAGACUUUGAAAAAGCAGUGAAAGAAGAUAAACUUUUGUUUUAAGUGUUUGGACCAUGUUUACCAGAAGCAAAGAAUUGUCUUGAUUUUGAAGCCCUGGCAUUCCAACACAUCCUGACUUCUAGUUUUUCAAUGUGA
Balaenoptera acutorostrata (minke whale) is the source of this 699-nucleotide messenger RNA. RefSeq names its product calaxin-like. Gene Ontology annotation, molecular function: calcium ion binding. The record is from RefSeq and is a predicted model, not a curated record. NCBI's taxonomy places the organism in Eukaryota, Metazoa, Chordata, Mammalia, Artiodactyla, Balaenopteridae. The transcript is spliced from 8 exons.